AUGUCAUCUGCGACUCCAGGUGGUGGCAGGCGCAACAGACGAGGACCGCCGAGCGUACCCGCAAACCCUUCGGCUGAGUCGCAAGUACCUGAAGAACAACGCGCCAACAUCCAACUGCCAGAAGAAGUGAGCCUAGCCUCCCAGUGUUGGUAUGACGACAAAUACAACGAUUCCUUUUACGAAGGCUUGCCGCCAAGGGGUGAUGGCCACGUCUUUCGAGUCUGGGCGCUCAACGAAGCGGACGAUUUUGUCACGCUUUCCCUGACAAACAGAGCUCGCGUGCUAUACGAUUCCUCGCACAAACUCAGAGGCAACUGCUUUUAUACGGGAAUCGACAGCUUCAGCGUCGGGCCAGUUUUCAUGCGCGCCAAACCCCACUCAAAGAAGGCUCACAGGCAAGACAUGAGCAACACUUUCCACUCUGGCAACUACAAAAUUGCCGGGGGCACGAAAACGGCAUUUCAAAUCAUCCCACCGAUGAGUCUUCUCCGGUACCAAGCGUUGUCAGAAGUGAAAGCACACUGUGCCGGCAUACAGAGGACCGACACUGGCGAUUAUCAGAAGAUGGGCAAAGGAAGGGCCAAUCAGAUCAACCAAUUCCAUCAAAGGCAACUCGAAGCAUUCCAAGCAGGCCAACCCUGUCCGACUUCAUUCAACGAUGACAGCCUGUUGUUGGACUACGCUUUCAUCGAAGACAUGAAGCCCGAGAGCUGGGCGUAUUUUCGAAUGAUGAUGCCAAAGAUAGGCGGCAAGCAGGUUCCUAAGCAACUGGGCGAAGUUGUCUUUUCGUUUCUCGCACGUUACGGAUACGAUUUCGUCACACUGAACUUGGCCGUGUCAAUGUGCAUCGUUUGGGCGUGCUUAGUUACUGGGCCGGACCACGGAGCAGAAUUGGCAGCAUACCAGGGCUAUGAUCGAAACCGACGACUGUUGAAGAAGGUACCUGUGCCGUCGCUUGCGUCCUUCAUUCUUUAUGCGCCUCACUUCUUCCGUCUUCACGAGUAUUACCGGCUUCCUGCAUAUAUACACAUCUUCAGAUACGUACAUGAAAUGUACAGCCGGGAUAGGAAGCUCACGAAAGACGUUUUCGACAUCGACAAGAAUGACAUCAAUGAAGAGCUGGUGAAGACUUUGGUCUGGGAGAUGGCUCUCCAAGACGAUGACUGGAUCGAGAUCGUUCCGCCUUCGUGGCCCGGCUCCCUACUACCCAUGCCAACCUCUCAUGGGCCUCGAGUCCCCCAAAGCGACGAGACUACUGCGGCCCUUCUACUCGACGACAUCCACACCUUGGGAUUCCCCAACUAUCUCAACGAGUCCUGCCACGGCUUUCCUCCUGGACACGCAGACCACGGGAAACGGUGGAUCUCCCGAGGAAUUCACGUUCAUCAAGACUGGGUACCAGACAGGGUUACUUCCGUCUCUGCAUACAGAAACCUGCACCGGGACAUCUCGCCCGACAUCCCGCCGUCAGGCCUUGUGGUGUACCUUGGGGUAGGGUUCGUUACGCCUUAUCUACCUGAAGCUGCCCUGGACCCAGCUAAAGAUGAUUGGGAACUGGAGCAUCUCUGGACGGCGCCAAAGGCCACCAUCAGACGUCCCUGGAAGGAUUGCGUGAACGUCGAACAUCUGAACAACGAGCUUCUGAAAGCCGCGAAGAAUGAUGCGCAUCCAAAGGAUCAAGUCGAGGAGUCCAACGCCAACCCCGCCGAAGACCGAGAGAAUGGCAGCAAUGCCGUCGAGCAGAGAGAGGAGGAGGGCGGAGGGGCUCAGGUCGCACAACCUGGCGGGCUGGAGCUACAUCAGGGAGAGGGCAACCGAGACCCAGCAGCUGCUCAGAGCGAGAACAACCCAGCCGUCGACCACGCGCGAGAAAUACAUCUUAUCAGAGACAGUGUCGAAGAGCAAGAACUCGGCGAUCUCAACAUCCUUCCAAGGCCGGCGCACCAAGCCGUUGCCGUCGAAGGUGUCAUCAGCGACAAAGACCGACAGAUCCUACGAAGACUGAUCAAAGAGGACUUGGCGGACGACAAAAAUGUACAUCCACUAUCUCGAAUCUUCAGAUACAUCGACGUGGAUAGCGAGAGCCUGUCGAAGAAGAGCGUGAUCGACCACAUCGACAUGGGCCUCAAGCCGCUCAACGAGGAGCUAGAGAAGAUCAACGAGUAUGGCAGAGGGGGAAAGCAAGAGGAGAACGGGUUCGUGGAGCAGGUCCUCAAGCCAUGCUACGAGCUCCUCGGUCUCAAGUGGCCGGGGACGCUGUUCGUCGCCAUCGAUGAGCUCGGCAAGCUCGACGAGUCGCUCGUAUGCGCGAUCAUCAAGCUACGGGCGAUCUACGAAAGUGCGCCACUCAAUCUUGUCCAACUCGGCCACGCUACCGAGAAGCUCCAGUGUUCGAAAGCGUUCCUCUACAUAUGGCGAUUCUGUCUCCUGCAGGACCGACUCAAGGGAAUUGAUUUUGCCUCGCAGGAGCGGGAGAAGUGGUGGACAAAAGUAUUUGGGAAGCCCUACGCAGAUGAAUGA
Molecule: messenger RNA, 2520 nt
Organism: Colletotrichum siamense
Lineage: Eukaryota; Fungi; Ascomycota; Sordariomycetes; Glomerellales; Glomerellaceae
Exons: 1
Coding region: 1-2520 (839 amino acids)
Source: RefSeq, a predicted model, not a curated record